Mastomys coucha (southern multimammate mouse) is the source of this 2639-nucleotide messenger RNA. RefSeq names its product proline-rich protein 33-like. The record is from RefSeq and is a predicted model, not a curated record. The transcript has 4 exons. Bases 406 to 1890 code for a protein of 494 amino acids. Lineage: Eukaryota; Metazoa; Chordata; Mammalia; Rodentia; Muridae.
UGUUCCGACCAGUGCCCUUUGGGAAUACCUAGUUCUCGCCCCUCUGAAAGACAUGUGGUUACUUGGCAACCAAAGCAUGUGGCAGCACUGCCUGAAUAGGUAGCUUAGAUCUACAGGAGAGUCUAAUGCCACUCUUGCCUAACAUCUUAGGAGUGGCUGUCCAGGGAGCAGUGGAGAGCUGCAGAGCCUUUGCUUGCGUGAGGUCCAGGGGAGUGGCCUAGGGAGGAAGUGAAGGGGCUGAUGGGCUCACCCUACCUUUAUGACACUCUGGGGACAGAGAAGGAUGGGGUGCUCCCAAGAGUUGUAUGAGAGGCAGCUGCAUAAAUGGCAAGCUCUAGCUUGGAAUUUAGACUCCAUAGCUGAUUGGCUGUUGGAAGGUUGUCAUAUGCAUCCCACCCUGGACAGAUGUCCCCUCUCCAGCAUUAUCAUGGAUUGCCAUCCAAAAUGCAGAGACACGCACAGGUUGUGGGGGAUCAGGCCCAAGGUACAGCAGGACAGCAUAGAGUGGGCACUGCUGGACCAGCUGUUGCCGGCUACCAAAGACUUGAGCAGGUAACACAUGCAAGACCAGGGAUGCUCAUUUCAGUUGUGUCGAUACCCCCGGGAGCAGGAGGCCCAAGACCUGAGCCCUCCCCUGGGCCCCCGCCACCCUUGCUGCCCAAACCAGGGAAGGACAACCAGAGACUUCAAAAGCUAAUGAGAAAGGCUGCUCGGAAGAAGAUGGCGGGCAUGACCCCCACCCCACCUGGGGCCUUCCGUUCCUCCCUGUCCCCCGUGAGUGAGGCCAGUCAUGACUUGGAGACCAGAGUCCCGUGUCCUGCUGGAGCCCCUCACACAGUGGCCCCUUUACCCCGCUCCCCACACACCCCCAUUAUUCAUCACGUGGCAUCACCCCUGCAGAAGUCCACUUUCUCUUUCAGCCUUCCCCAGCAAAAGUCUCUGGCCAAUCACUUCAAGGCGCCUCCUAGUCUUGAAGCUCCAGCCCCAGAAACUGCCUGCCCCCGCAGUGGCUUUGCCCAUGUAUCUGCUCCUACAGCAGGUGGUACCCACAUCACUCAAGUGCAUAUCCGGCUGUCACCAUCCUCACAUAUUGGGACUUCUGAGUCCCCCAGAAUGGCCCUGGAUGGAGAUAAAAGCCUGUGUACUUCUAGCACCCAGCCUCUCAUCCCAGUGGCUCAUAUUCGCCCAUUGCCCACCAGGGUACAGGCAGUCAGUCCUGGGCCCGAGGAGUCCCCUAUAACAAGGCCACCACCUAGCUUUCAGGCCUCAAUGAACAGAGAAAGUGGUGCUAGGGUGGUGGUGCCCAUAGCCCCUACAUACCGCUCACCUGGACCCUCACCUUAUAGCCCAGUUUCUGCAGCUCCUGAAGCAAAACAUCUAGAGGAGCUGCCCACGGCCAGGCUUGGCACGGAGCCCAAACAUGUCUCUAACCUCCCUGGAGUCUCAGGCCCCUCAGACCUCCACCCAUCCCCUGUUCCCAAAGUUGCACCUAAGCCCUCCCUUAGUGGCUGGACACGGUUAAAGAAGCAGCUGAUGGAAGAGGCAAUGGAGCCUGCAUUUCCAGAACUGGAGCCGAACCUGGAGCCAACACAACCAGAGGUGCCAGUCCCUGUGGGCCCACAGCCCCCUGCCUCCCGAGCCUCCAGGAUGUGGGAUGCAGUGCUGUACCGCAUGUCACUGGCUGAGUCCCAUAGAGACCACCCUGUGGGGCCUGGAGAUAGGGGCCACCCUUUGGCCUGCCUCAGCCGCCUGCCUUUUCUGUGCCGACCUCAUUUCAAUGCUCGGAAACUGCAGGAGGUGGUCCGACCCCCUCCUACCUUCCACCCCAUUCUGGAGCUGCGUUCCCAGCCCAAGAAUUUCAACCGGACAGCAGCAGGUUGGAGGCUCUAGUGAUGAAGCCAGAGUGGCCUCUGGGACUCUGGACUGUGGUGGAGAGAGACUGGUUGAGGCUGAGCAUACAGAGAAGAGAGCCCUAGCCCUCACGGAUGAAUGGGAUGGGUCAGCAGGGUGCGUGACCAUCAUGGUCAGCUGGAAGCUAGCUGCUAAGAAGUGUCUAUUGGACAGACACAGAUCAGGUGGGAAGAGAUAUGGCAAGUGGGAGAAGAGAGUGAAGCUGGGAGCAUGUGGCUGGAGGUGGUUUGGGGCUGUAGAGAAUGUGCAUUGGAGAAUGUUCAUGGAUGGUGGGAGUCUGGCUUCAGGUCUAGGGUCUGUUGGGGGCUCUAGUCCCAGUGCAAAAGGGCUUGGAUGAAGAGUAUUCAGAGGCACAUAGGACUGGGUAAUGGAGGAAGGAUUUUCUGUGGUUCCAUGUGUAUACUGACAGCAAGGGUUUACUGGGUAAGUCUGCACUGAAUGCAUGGUGUAGGGAAAAAAUCACAGCCAGGUUUCAACAGUUGGGUAAGGGUAGGUUGAGCUAAAGGGAUACAAAGAGGCAGGGUCCAGGGUUAGAGAAACUCCUAAGAUCCGCCAGACUCUCAUCAACUGUGAGAGGAGGAAUCCAGAGGAACCAGGAGUGGCUUCCCAUUACAGCCACCAUAACAGAAUUCAGCAAGGAUGGAGCUGGCAGCCCCAACUGGGAUGUGAUGGGUAUUAUGGGUUGUGGAUGGAGCCACCCAAUAAAUGUAUGUGUACCACAUGGACAA